Molecule: messenger RNA, 2256 nt
Organism: Fonsecaea multimorphosa CBS 102226
Lineage: Eukaryota; Fungi; Ascomycota; Eurotiomycetes; Chaetothyriales; Herpotrichiellaceae
Exons: 1
Coding region: 1-2256 (751 amino acids)
Biological process (GO): positive regulation of transcription from RNA polymerase II promoter by galactose; DNA-templated transcription
Cellular component (GO): nucleus
Molecular function (GO): zinc ion binding; RNA polymerase II cis-regulatory region sequence-specific DNA binding; DNA-binding transcription factor activity, RNA polymerase II-specific
Source: RefSeq, a predicted model, not a curated record
AUGCCUCGUCCACGCGUCAGGGACGAAGACCGGAAACGAGUCGCGCGGGCGUGUGACACCUGCAAACGGAGGAAGGAAAAGUGCGAUGGACAACAACCUUGCUUGCUCUGCAAGAGACGUUGUCGCGAGGCGGAAUGCAUCUUCACCGAGGCCUACUCUAAGCGAGGCUCACAGCGCCAGGACAGUACUUCGUCAUCUCAUCCCAUCACCCUCAAGGACGCCUUGAACGAGACCAACGAUGCCGAGAUUGCCAUUGAAUCGCUUCUGACGCUCUCCGGGUCGAGAAGCGCCCCAAAGUCUCCCCAGUACGAAAAGGAUCCGGACUCCCUCGUGUCGAGAGCGCCGGUGCCCAAGCUGGCCAGACUGCUCCGGGAUGGUCGCGGCAAGUUCAUCUUCGUGGGCGACUCGAGCAACCUGGCGUUUGUGCAGAAUAUCCGCCGCCUGGUCAAGGCUGAGAUCGGGGAAUGUCAAUUGACCUCGGACCCUCUCCGACAUGCCAUGUGCGAGGUAAUCCCACCUCCCAAACCGCCGACACCUGCACAGUCGCAACAUCCCAAGCCCAGCUUGACCGAGGCUCAGGAUCUGAUCAAACAUUACCUGCUGGCGUCGAGUGGUGUGAUUGACCUGUUCGACCCGGACGACAUCACCCAGCAUCUGUGUGCAUGGACGUGCGAUCCUACCGCUGAAACGGAUUUCAACAGUUCCAUAUAUUACCUGGUCAUGGCGAUUGGGGCCUUGACUCGUAGCGCGAGCGACCUGGAUCAGGCAGAGUUUUACUUCUCGCGCGGUCGAGAGAUUGGGGUCUCGAGUUUCUUGGAGGACCCCAGCGUCUUGACCGUGCAAGCCUACGCCCUGAUCACCUUCUACAUGUUGUCCGCCGUGAGAAGAAAUGGCGCAUUCAUGCUGCUAGGUAUCGCCGUUCGAGCCGCAUACGCUCUUGGUCUACACAGAAGCGACAUAUCAAACUUGUUCGAACCGAGAGAAAGGCUUGCUCGGGAACGAGUGUGGAAGAGUUUGCGUGUCCUGGACCUGUAUAUGAGCGGCUCACUCGGCCGACCGCCCGCUACAUCGGAAGUAGAUGGCGGAAGCGUAUCUUGGAACCGAUCCACCAGAGACUAUGAAGAUAUUCAGAUGAACGGGCGCAACACCUCGGCGACACUGAGGAUAUGUUUCAUUUUCGAGCGGAUAUUGAACGAGGUCUAUUGUCGUCGAGAAGUCUCGGUCCAGCUCGUGGAAAGCAUCUCGCGACAAUAUCGAGACUGGACCAUGCAACUGCCGGCAGGCCUGCAAGCCGACAGUCUGGACCAGAAGGGCGGCUCUACUGCUCCGGUACUGACGCAGACGAUAGGCAUCGCCCACUUGAAAGGAUCUUAUUAUUGGUCAAUUAUUCUUUUGACCAGACCGUUUCUGAUAUUCAAGGUAUCGUCCAAGAUCAAAGGUCGUUCCGAGGAUGAGGACAGCGCUGGAAACUCCGUAACAAUGACUCUGAGCGAAGCUUGUAUUGACGCUGCGCUGAGGAGCAUUGAAAUCGCAAACGAUAUUGUCCACACCCCGGAUGUCCCCAAGCGACUGUUCAUGAUCACCAACAGCACCUUCAUCUCCGCCAUGGUGAUUGGAUUUGCCAUUUUUGGUGACUUCGACAAGUCGUUUCCCUUACUCAGCAGCAUUGCCCAAGCGGAAGCCAUCUUAGCAAUCAUGGCAAAGGAUGAUAUGUCGGCUCGACGACACUAUGAGAUCACCAGCUAUCUGCGCCUUGCUGCGAUUGAGCAUAUUCGACGACGAGACCAAAUGCAAAUGCAGAAGCGAAGGCAGGACAUCCACAACAUUUUUGGCGAUCCUAUCAACAAGACAAACGGCGGAGGCUCCAGCAAAACGACCACCGGCGACCACACUCCCAGCCAGGUUUCGGUCUCAGAAGCCCCUCAAAACAACAAUAGCACAACGACCAUGUUCGAUACCACGGAGGAGUCUAGUGACCCGGCGCCGCCGUGGCAGCUGCGAUUCGACAUGCCGUCUGAGAGCCGCGGUCCUGUGUUGACCACCUCUGGAGUAUUGGCGUACAACGACGAGGAUUCUGCCGAUCCUAUCCCGCCUUUCCCGCGCCCCGAUUUCGGUCAGAUGCCAGAGGCAGACUACUUCUCAUCGGAUGGAUCCGGCAUACCGAGUCUUCCCUCGUAUACCGAAGAGUUUCCUCUCUUCUCGUUAAUGACAGAGUUCGAUCAGCUGCAGGAUCCUUUCUCGAUCGUCAGGACAUGA